AAAAACAUUAGUUCCCGAAAUCAAACUAGAUGUCGCUACGGUACUUUCUUGAUUUCUCCAUGAUAACACUUCCGGUUUUCUUUCAUGUAUAAAAGUAAAUUAGUUUUAAAAACUCAAUAAACAACUCAUAUGCUAUUUGUGCUUUUUCGUAUUGAUAUCUAAGUUUCGAAAUUUCAGUUUUUUAAAUAUGUUAGUUAAAAGGAACGGAAAUUACUAUCUUUGGUCCAUUCGUUUCCUGCAAAAAUCAAGUUUUGGUAGAGUCGCCUUCUAGUGAGGUGUAUUUGUACUUUUCGUAUUUGUAUUGAUAUCUAAGUGUCGAUGAAAAUUUCAGAUUUUUAAUAUGUUAGGUAAAAGGAACUUAAAUGACUAUCUUUGGUCCAUUCGUUUUCUGCAAAAACCAACUUUUGCUAGAGUCGCCAUCUAGUGGAAGUGCUAUCUAGCGCUUUCUUUUUUAAAUACGUCCUCAUUAAACGUUUUCUCUUCUGUCAUUGUCCAUUUGCUUUAGGCAGCUAAUGGUUUAACUACGCACAGUACUGUUAGGAAUUUUACCCAAAAAAACAACAUCUUGGUUGUGUUGCUUUCCGAAUUGUUAACUCCAUGUUUUGAAUAACAAAUGAUAUCCCUAGCAGACAUUUUAUUAUCACAAACAGUAGUUUUGGUGAACACAUUCACAUUUACGACCACACAACGAAUUUAUGUCUAGAAUAUUUAAUUUUGAAUGAAUCAACCUCUAUAGUGAGUGUUAUCAAGGUUUGGUAUGCGGGUAGGUAUUUGUUCAAGUUAAGGAAAAUAACUAGUAGGAGUCCAUAGUAAAAGCUUUGUCAUACAAUACAUACAAAAGGCAGAUGCGUUUUCGCAAAACUCGUCAGUGUUACACACGCCGUCAAUUCAAUAUGUCUCGUACAAGCAUUCUCGUUUUAUUACUUUGUGUUGUUGCAUUUGCUAGUAAAUCCGUGAAUUCAUCUUUAAUUUUACCUAAAGAUGUGAAAGUUGAGAAUGUCGCCACAAGUGAAAUACCACAAAAUGAAAUUUCAAAGGAUAAGGUGGAAGAUGUCAAUGUCGAAGUAAAUAAGCCGACUGAGACCAAAUGUGUUAAAAUUGGGGAAUUUGUAAGUACUGUCUUUAUAAUAAUGCGAAGUAUCUAAUAGAACUUAGGUAGAUAUUAGAUGGCGGUUAAUGGAAGUUUUAAAAAUAAAUACUGCUAAGUAUUAAGUUCACUUAACUUGAAAGAUAGUAGUAAAGAUAUUGAUGAUAAAAUUAUUUCAAAUAUUUAUAUUAAUACUACAAAUAAUUAUUUGUAGAUUAUAAUCUAACACAAAAAAGAGGACAAAUUCCGUAAGUAUAAUAUAUUAUUAUUUUUAUUAUUGCAGUGUAUGAGUCACAGUGAUUGCUGCACCAACGCCUGCCUCGGCUACUUGAAGAGAUGUGUAUCAGGAUCUGGUUAAAUAAAUAAAAUUCAUACGAUUAUACAUAUAAUGCGGCUAUAGUUAUUGUACAUUUUUUGCGAUUAACAGUAACUUCCAGACAACAAGGACGUCUUUAUAAUGCAGAUUUUAAUGUUAAUAUAGGAUGGUUAAGAUGCGACAGGUCUGGCGGAUUUGCAGCGAAAUGCUGGAUUUCUUUCAUAGCAUCAGCAGAUAUCUUCCAUAAAUCGGGAUAAUUCUUUUUGAAAUCGUUGUACCAUUUGUUCAUCUGUAAAUUAGUACAAUUAUUAAAAAUAUAUUUACAGCUUAUUUUUGACUUUG
Molecule: messenger RNA, 1745 nt
Organism: Diatraea saccharalis (sugarcane borer)
Lineage: Eukaryota; Metazoa; Arthropoda; Insecta; Lepidoptera; Crambidae
Source: the annotation of a GenBank genome assembly